GUGCUGCAUGUUUUUUGUCCCUUUCAUGGUGGCUGCUAUGGUCGUUGUUUCUGGAAGAUAUCAACAACAGAAAGCAGAGGAAGCUAACAGAGUCACCUGUGCUGCAAAGUAUGAGGCAGAAAGAGCCAGGUGCGCUGCUGAGGAAGCAGCUGAAAACAAAAGAGCCAGACGUGCUGCCGAGGAAAAUGUAGAAAGAGUCAGGCGUGCUGCUGAGACAGAAGCGGACAACGCAGGGAGACGUCGUGAACGGGCGGCAGCUGGGGCUGCAGAUGCUCUUCGCAUAGCAGCGGAAGCGAGGCUUGUGACUAAGCGUCAGUUGCUUGAAGGAGUUCGCCCCGAGUACCACCCAUCAGAGGAGGAUAUUGUGCACAUGAAGACCAAGUAUUUUUACAGCCCAAGCUUUCUCCACAUCGCGGUUGUUGGCUCAUCUGGAGUUGGGAAGUCAUCCUUUAUCAAUGCCGUCCGUGGCCUGUCCAACAAUCAUCCCAUCGCCGCUCGUGCAGGGAUUGUUGACUGUACUCCUCAGGUCACCAGAUACCCCGAUCCACGCCCAGACUCCCGGAUCAUUUGGUAUGACGUGCCAGGAGCAGGCACUCCCAAUGUUCCUGAUUGGCAAUACUUCAAUGCCUUGGGCCUAUACAUCUUCGACUGCAUCAUCGUGCUCAUUGAUAAUCGUGUCUUGGAAUCCGACCUCGCCAUCAUCCGCGCCUGCGAGCAAUUCACCAACGUUGAGGUGUUCAUCGUUCGCUCCAAAUCAGACCAGCACAUCAAUAACAUGGCGUGUGACCGGAUGUCAGGAGGGUUUGACCCUUGUGAUCCUGACGUCGACGACGAGACACGUUGUCAAUUUCUGCAAAUCAAAUCCGAAGAACGGACGAGGUUUAUCGACGAAACGCGUCAGAAUGUGCGAAUGCACGUUGAGAACAAGAACCUUGCUCCUCAGAAGGUCUAUAUCGUUUGCAAGGAUGCCAUGCUUGCGAUAUGGAAUAACUCGCGUUCCUCAAAGGCGAUUGACGAGGCAGAGCUUUUGGAAGAUGUUAAGGAACGUGUGGAUGCUGAGAGCGCACGCCUUCUCCCUAACAUCCGUUUGAAAUGCCCGUUUCGCGAAACGAGACAGCAGGGCAAUGGAAAUAUGGAGCUGAGUAUUCAGUCGGACGCAAGUCAAAGGCGUCCUGAAAAAGAGAGAUGGGGAUGUCUAGGUCGAGUGCUGCAGGGCGGCAGGGAUGAUUCAUGGGGCACAGAUCAGACGCGCGUUCGAAUGCUAUGUUCAGGCGAGCUCGGCGACGCCUGA
Messenger RNA from Suillus clintonianus, 1291 nucleotides. RefSeq names its product interferon-inducible GTPase-domain-containing protein. Bases 8 to 1291 code for a protein of 427 amino acids. The record is from RefSeq and is a predicted model, not a curated record. The transcript is spliced from 5 exons. NCBI's taxonomy places the organism in Eukaryota, Fungi, Basidiomycota, Agaricomycetes, Boletales, Suillaceae. Gene Ontology annotation, cellular component: membrane. Gene Ontology annotation, molecular function: GTP binding.